Messenger RNA from Lampris incognitus (smalleye Pacific opah), 1957 nucleotides. RefSeq names its product leucine-rich repeat neuronal protein 4. NCBI's taxonomy places the organism in Eukaryota, Metazoa, Chordata, Actinopteri, Lampriformes, Lampridae. Bases 78 to 836 code for a protein of 252 amino acids. The transcript is spliced from 3 exons. The record is from RefSeq and is a predicted model, not a curated record.
GCAAGUGGAAGCACAAUCAGAAGAGACGUCAAUACGACUUUGAUGGGGAGAAACUGACAGAAGCAACAGGUGCCAUCAUGACAACCCACAUGGAGUCUUCUCUCCCCUUGGUGAUCAUUUUCCUAGCUCUCCUUAAAGGCUACGCUUCUUUCACAACACCACCGCAAGGACCGGGAACAGAUCCCACAUCGUCUUCGAGACCACGCGGGUCUUUGGGCAGAGAGCAACGCUUCACCACGGAGGAUUACUACAACUCAGUUGACGACACUUUCCCCACCGAUUCGGUCUCCCCACAAAACAGGAAGGUUGAGCUGUGCGACUAUGACAUCUGCCUCGAGAUGCAGUUCACCUGCGUUCAGCUGUCAUCUUCUACCGGCUGCCUUUGUCCGGGGAUCAGCCUUGGUGUCCCAGAGGCGCCCGUCCUAAAGAGGGUGUCCAGAGAAGGGUCAGAGGUGAUGAUUUGGUGGUGCGCCCCAUAUUCACAUGUGACCUCUUACACCGUGACGGUGGCGGGAGAGGAGCGAGGGAAGUUCGGGGAGGGCCAGCGGAGGGGUUCUGUAGGGGUGGUGGACCACGGUGCGGAGGUUUGUGUUGUCGCGGCGAAUGAGGCCGGGGUCAGCAAGGGGUCCUGUAGGGUCUACCAGAGCAGGCAUAAUGAGUCUCUGAAAGCAGGACUGAUUGGAGGUGCUCUGGGCUUCCUCCUGCUCUUCUCACUAGCCGUCCUACUCUGGAGACACAGGAUGAGGAGGAAGUCAGAAAGCAGGAUCUCCACACAGGAAGUGGCUUACACACACGGGACAGACUCAGAGAACAGAGCGGAACUGGGUGUUCAAUGAGAGCAAGCUGAACUCGAGACGUCACCUCUUCCUCGCUGCUUUUUCCUGUUGCGUCGCACAACCCUCACGAUGAGAUUCGUGGUGGCCGAAAUUCACCCGGUGUCUGAAAUCAACGGGACAACAGACCAGUAGUGGAUCUAGAGAUUUGUUCCUGGGGUGGCAAAGGGGUGGCAAGACUGUGUCCCAGAGGUGGCAGCUGCCACCCCUUGCCACCCUGUAGAUCCGCCUCUGCAACAGACGAUGUUUGCAAAAGCCACAGCAGCUGGUAAACGACGGCUUACAACGGCUUCCUUCUUGACACACACACACACAAAUACACACACACACACACAUGAAAUCGAGUUUUUCUGUGACUUUUAAUCAUCAGUCAAUUUGAUAUCGCCGUCAAAACCAACUUACUAAGUCUUGGGCAGUAUCUCCAUACAAACAGUGAGUUGCCCCUUUGCUCAGAUGUGGCUGUGCGCUGUUAUUUAGCGUUAGCCUGUUUUCCAUACAUACUGGAUCAACAUGUCAGCUUUUACAGAUUCUGAAGUUCAUCGGGCAGCGAUGGGUUACUAAUACUGUACACUACCGUCACAACAUGCUGAGCUCUCAAGGCUGCUCAGCCUCAUGUCGACUGAGAAGUGAAUUAACAUUUAUUAGCAAAUCAAAGUAUGUUAAAGUAUGUUAAUACUGUUUCCUCAAUACUUGUUUUUUUUUGUAAUGCUAUCUCUCAGAUUUAUUUAGUGGACUUGGUCUCUCGCAGAAUAGGUUAAAUGGACAUAGAGGCUGGCCUUCAGCUGUUGUGGGUGCGAAACUGUUUCGUCCGCCUGCUAAUGCCAGUCAAUGUCUAGCUGACCCGGUUCCUGUGAGGAGGAACCUCCUUCUCAGAGGAGGGUCCUACAGAUGGUACAUGACAAGGAGCAUUUUGAGUCCCUGCUCAGUAGCAACCUCUGUGUCUGCUGUAAUAUGCAUCUAUAGGUUUACUUCGCUGUUACCUCAUUGUGUUUUAAGUAGUGCUCUGGAUGAGUGUCUCCCCCCGAGAUGGGCAAAAAUACAACCGAAUGUACCUGCUUCAAACUACAAAUACAUGUUUUCUGUAUUUUCAAAAUUAAAGAAAUCACUUGUUGAAGACAGUGACU